AAUAGUGCUAAUCAUACACUUUUUCCAUGGAAAACAAGUCAAAUUCUACUUUAAGUUUGUUUAUUUUCAAGCACUUAUCUCUAUGCAUAGUUUGCUACAGAGUAGGAAAAUGGAGGGGGAAAGCAUGGAGGAAGGGCUGUUAACAGGGUAUCUACCAAAUGAAGCAAACCCUUCUAGCAAUGGAACCGACAACCUUGCCAUGCCAUUGCCACCAUCGACAGCUUCCUCGCUCACGCCUGUUCUUGUCUUCAGCACGUUUGUUGCUGUCUGUGGCUCUUUCUGUUAUGGCUGUGCUCUUGGUUAUUCAUCACCCGCGGAGUUUGGGAUCAUGGAAGAUUUGGGCCUCUCUGUGGCAGCAUACUCCGUUUUUGGUUCAAUCAUGACAGUCGGAGGAAUGGUGGGUGCAAUUUUAAGUGGGAGGCUAGCAGAUCUUAUUGGUCGUAGACGUACAAUGUGGUUCUCUGAAGUAUUCUGCACUGCCGGUUGGCUUGCAAUAGCAUUUGGACAGAACGCUUUGUGGCUGGACAUUGGGAGGCUGUUAAUCGGAUUUGGAGUCGCGAUGCUUUCUUAUGUGGUACCUGUUUACAUAGCAGAAAUAACACCUAAAAGUCUCCGGGGUUCAUUUGCAUCAACAAAUCAAUUGAUGACUACUUCUGGUUUUGCAAUUGUAUUUUUCAUUGGGACCCUCAUUUCAUGGCGUGUCCUGGCUAUGAUCAGUGCUGUGCCCUGUGUAGCACAGAUAAUAGGCUUGUUUUUCAUUCCAGAGUCCCCUAGAUGGCUGGCAAAAUUUGGUAGAGAAAAAGAGUUUGAAGCUGCUUUGAAGCGACUUAGAGGAGAGGAUGCUGAUAUUUCAGAAGAAGCAGCUGACAUCAUAGAUUAUAUGGAAACUCUUCAGCAACACACAGAAGCUAGUUUCCUGGAAUUGUUCCAGAGGAGAUAUGCUAAUUCACUCAUUGUUGGAGUUGGCCUAAUGCUAUUGCAACAACUCGGAGGAAACAGUGCAAUGGUAUAUUAUGCUGGCAGCAUAUUUGUAGAUGCUGGUAUAUCAGGUACCAUUGGAAUUCAAGUCGUAGCUAUUUUACAGAUUCCAGUAGCUAUUUUAGGUUUAUUUUUGAUGGAUAGAUCUGGUAGACGACCACUUCUAAUGGUAUCUGCAAGUGGAGCGUGCUUCUCCUGCUUCCUUGUAGGACUGUCAUUCUGCUUUAAGGAACUCCCCCACCUGAAGGCACUUACUCCCAUUCUAGGACUUACUGGCUUUGUGGUUGCUGCUACAGCUUACACAAUAGGUUUGGGAGGAAUACCAUGGAUUAUAAUGUCUGAGAUAUUCCCUAUAAAUGUCAAAGCUCAAGCUGGAAGCCUGGUGACUUUAGUCAAUUGGUCCAUUUCCUGGAUUAUGACUUACACUUUCAAUUUCGUGAUGGAAUGGAGCUCAGCAGGAACAUUCUUCUUUUUCGCUGGAGUUGGGGGCUUAACUGUUCUAUUCGCUGCCAAGUUGGUUCCAGAGACGAAGGGAAGAACACUUGAGGAAAUACAAGCAUCACUUACUCCUUUUCUGUAAUAAGCAUAAGUUCACCAAUAUCUAAACACAAUAUACAUAUGGGAAAUAUACCCAUGAUAAGCUCUAUUACUGGGGCAGUUAAUAGGCCUCGGAAACCUGACCCCAACAGUUUUAGUAAAAAAUCCAUGUCUUUUUCAUUAAA
Molecule: messenger RNA, 1700 nt
Organism: Theobroma umbraticum
Lineage: Eukaryota; Viridiplantae; Streptophyta; Magnoliopsida; Malvales; Malvaceae
Product: sugar transporter ERD6-like 5
Biological process (GO): carbohydrate transport; transmembrane transport
Cellular component (GO): membrane
Molecular function (GO): sugar transmembrane transporter activity
Source: RefSeq, a predicted model, not a curated record